CCUCUACUCUCCUAUCCCGACUGACGUUGGAUAACAAAGAUGGCUGCAGGAACCAGCAAUUAUUGGGAAGAUCUCAGGAAACAGGCUCGACAGCUGGAAAAUGAACUUGACCUGAAACUAGUUUCCUUCAGUAAACUAUGUACAAGUUACAGUCACAGCAGUACUCGAGAUGGAAGACGCGACAGGUAUAGCUCUGACACAACACCCCUUUUAAAUGGAUCAAGCCAAGACAGAAUGUUUGAAACAAUGGCCAUUGAGAUUGAACAGCUUUUGGCAAGGCUUACAGGAGUAAAUGAUAAAAUGGCAGAAUAUACCAACAGUGCAGGUGUCCCGUCUUUGAAUGCAGCACUGAUGCAUACAUUACAGCGACAUAGAGAUAUAUUGCAGGAUUAUACACAUGAAUUCCAUAAAACCAAAGCAAACUUCAUGGCAAUACGGGAAAGGGAGAAUCUCAUGGGAUCAGUACGAAAGGAUAUUGAGUCAUAUAAAAGUGGGUCUGGAGUGAACAACAGAAGAACUGAACUGUUUUUGAAAGAACAUGACCACCUUCGAAACUCAGAUCGUCUGAUAGAAGAGACAAUAAGCAUUGCUAUGGCAACAAAAGAAAAUAUGACUUCACAGAGAGGAAUGUUGAAGUCAAUUCAGAGCAAAAUGAAUACUUUGGCCAAUCGUUUUCCUGCUGUGAACAGCCUGAUCCAACGAAUCAAUCUUAGGAAACGGCGAGACUCCCUCAUCCUGGGCGGUGUUAUUGGUGUCUGUACCAUCCUAUUGCUGCUGUAUGCUUUCCACUGAGGAACAUCUCCAGGGACUCUUGACAACCACCACUUUCACACCCUGAUCCGGAAUAAGGAAAAAUAGGAAGGAGAAGUUGAUUGUCCUGAUGAUUAGCCUGACCAACAGGAUUAAUUCAAGACUGAUGGUGAUGGACUCUG
Messenger RNA from Puma concolor (puma), 932 nucleotides. It is a transcript of the gene GOSR1, whose product is annotated as golgi SNAP receptor complex member 1. NCBI's taxonomy places the organism in Eukaryota, Metazoa, Chordata, Mammalia, Carnivora, Felidae. Gene Ontology annotation, biological process: vesicle fusion; inter-Golgi cisterna vesicle-mediated transport; endoplasmic reticulum to Golgi vesicle-mediated transport. Gene Ontology annotation, molecular function: SNAP receptor activity. The record is from RefSeq and is a predicted model, not a curated record. Gene Ontology annotation, cellular component: cis-Golgi network; SNARE complex; Golgi membrane.